AUGACAGAAUAUUGGAAGUCAUCGGCCAAGAAGUUCUGUGAGAUCUGUAAAGUAUGGUUUGGAGACAACCGAGCCUCCAUUGAACAUCAUGAAAUGGGUCAGAAACACAAAGCAAUGGUCCAACAACGCCUUCGAGAAAUGGGACAAAAGACUAAGCAGAAGGAUAAGGAAGUAGGUGUCUGUGAUACUUUUUGAUACCAAAUUUAGACACAUUUAAUUGGCCAAAAAAUUUUUUCAAUCAUGAACUUUCCUCGGUCUUGGUUUUGAGCUCAAAAAGCACAUUUGUUGCUGAAAAAAAAAUUUUUUUAAAUCACCUUUCUUUCAGACAGCCAACCUAAAUGCGACCCUUGUGGCCAUGGAAGCCGCGGCCAGAGCGGCAAUGGAGCGAGAUGGACAGUCCGUUCCAACGCCGGCUUCAAUGGCCCCACCAAUGGUUGGGGUUCUCCCAACAACGUCGGCGCCAUCACAUGGAAGUGGAACACCGGCUCCAGUCAAACGAAAAGCCCCGAAAAUAGAUCCAAAAGAAGAAUUGAAGGAGAGGAAGAAGAAAUUGAAGGAAUUGAAGAAGACAGCGGCCACUUCGGAGUUUUGGAAUCGGAAUGAAGAAGAAGAAAUUAUAGAAUGGGUCCAGGCCGAGGCAAAUGGAGGCUUUUAUUAUUGGAAUAUCUUCUCUGGAGGUGAGAUUUUUUUGAAAUUUACAUGAGAUCGGAAAAUUUGAAUAUGCAAUUUUUAUGACAAAUUCAGAAAAUUUCGCAUUUAAAAAAUAUUUUUAGAGACCCUCUGGGAAGUCCCCACGAUCUUCUACACGUCCGAGGAGUACAGUCAGAACUAUGAAAAAAUCCAAAAACAGAUCGAAGAUGAAAAGAACCGCCUAAAAGAAGAAGAGGAAAGGAAAAAGAAGGAGGCCGAGAAUGCAGAAGCCAUGAAACAAUACAACGAACAGUACCAACAGUACUACAAACAAUGGUAUGAAUACCAAAUUCAGAUGCAACAAUAUGCAGCACAAGCUCCGCCUCCGCCGCCACCAGCUGAAUCCAAGGAUAAUAUAAAAAAUGUGGGGAUAGAACAAACUAAUGGUGGAAAUGCUGAGAAAGUGAACUUUGAAGCUCCGGAAGGACUUAUUGAGGUUCCAAGUGAAAUAAAAGAUCAGGGAAUUCAAGAAGAAGAGGUCAAAAAAGAGGAAGAAGAAGAUCAACCAAGGCCGGAAUGCACCUUUUAUGAUCCACUGGCGGAAGAAGAAGCUGAGAAGCCAAAGAAAUCAGCGUAUGGACUCGGGAAAUGGACUCCAGUGGUAAAGCAGCCCGAAAUCCCAAAGAAUUUUGAGCUAGAACAACAAGUUCAGUAAGUGGAAUUUUGAAAAAAAGUUAAACGUAGAGUAUUUAUACUUUAAAUGGUAGUUUUAAAAUACGUUGAGCUCGCAUAGGUGUAAAAAAUAAAUUUUACCAAAUAAUUUCAGACCAGUAUACGAUGAUCUACCGGACACUACGACCAAACCAGAUCUCGAUUUUGAGAUCGAAGAAGACCCAUCGGAAACCCAGUUCGGAGAAAAAGUCCUCAAAGUCAAGUCCAGCAAGAAAGAUAAACCCAUUGUUUUCCAAAAACGAAAAGCCAGAAAUCAGAAUCAGCGGAGGACCGGAGGCGAUUUUUAA
Molecule: messenger RNA, 1649 nt
Organism: Bursaphelenchus xylophilus (pine wood nematode)
Lineage: Eukaryota; Metazoa; Nematoda; Chromadorea; Rhabditida; Aphelenchoididae
Source: the annotation of a GenBank genome assembly